AUGGGUGGUCAUCUUGAUCCUAAGAGCGGAGUCUUUUUGGGCGACUGGGGUGAAUUCGGCUGCCCGACUCCCCAGCGCAUUGCUACCUACUCUCUGUCUUCCAACCGUCAGCGCCCUCUUGCUGGUGCUUUCCACGCUGCCAUCUUCAACACGUUCCGUAGAUUCAGAGGCCAGGUUCUCUACGUCGUUCCUCCUUUCGUGGUCGCCUACGCCGCCAUGAACUGGGCUAUUGAGAGAAACGAGUACCUUAACUCCAAGCCCGGCCGCCUGGCUGAGGGUGUUGAGGAAUAA
This is a messenger RNA of Aspergillus lentulus, 291 nucleotides long. RefSeq names its product ubiquinol--cytochrome-c reductase subunit 8. NCBI's taxonomy places the organism in Eukaryota, Fungi, Ascomycota, Eurotiomycetes, Eurotiales, Aspergillaceae. Gene Ontology annotation, biological process: mitochondrial electron transport, ubiquinol to cytochrome c. Gene Ontology annotation, cellular component: respiratory chain complex III. The record is from RefSeq and is a predicted model, not a curated record.